UCUACGAUUAGACAAUACAUUAUGCUUCCAAUAUCUUCCCAGGCGGUAGUAUCUCCCUGUUUUAUAGCUGCCUACUGCCUACCUACUAUCCAGAAAUAUUUGCAGUCGUCAAAUUUAUAACUGUACAAACUCUUGUGCUUAGUCACUGGACUAGCUGUGCUUCUCCCCACAUCAUGUAAGCUCCUACAGUUAAAAAAAAAAUUGGGCAAUGUUUUUUUAAUUUCUCACAAGAUGCCUGUUUGAAUAGAUCUGGCAAUACCAUUUGUCUGGUCUUUCUUUGCUUCAUCUAUGUUUAAAAAAAUUGUCUCGUCUUUAUAUUCAUUGCCUUCCAUAAAUAAUGUAGUAACUCUUUUACCUCAGACAGGAUAACAUUAGCUAGGGGUCUCUCACUCCUGCUGAAAAUAUAAUAUUUUAUAUAUUUCUCUUUAAGGCAUCAAUCGCAGGAGUACUGUAUAUGCUUAAGUAAUUCAUAACUUUCAACAUCAAGAUUCAUCACUCAUCAGGGACUCAGGUUAGUUCCAUUAGUAUUCAUGAAACUCACCGCCAGAGCUCGGUGUGUUCUUUAAAUAUUUACCGAGCAAUUAAAAGGCAGCAAAAUGAAUUUAACGCUGUCGAGAGAAACUGAUUUGUGAUGGUGUGUGUGGUGGUGGUGUUGCAGGUCUGUGUGCUUUUUUUGUCUGUGAUUAUAGUCGACUUUUUGCGGUAACAAGUUUGUAAAAUCAACUUGUGUGACAGUUGUCAACGUCAUUUCACUCAGGUUGAUACACCUAGUACAGUAUAUAUUUAUACAGAUAGUAUAUACUGCAUUGAUGGAUGAUGACAGCUGUCAAAAUGUUUCAACCUCAACGAUUUCUGAAAGUUAAACCCCUUGCGUGCUGCAGCCGGGAAUGUAUCGACUCGUUUCACUGUGAAAUAUAUAUGAAAGAAUGCUAGCUGCCGCAGGAGUCCACCACGCAUGAGCAAUGUCGUGGCACUUGUAAUAUGAGGUGAGGUAGCUCAAAGUGACAGGCAGUAAAAAUGGCACCUACAACACUGCCAUUGCUACUGACGAUAGCGUCACUCGCCAUGCUGACAGUCACUCACACCCUUGCCGCCUUACUGCUGACGUCGAGGUCACAUAUGACUUGGAGUAAAGUGGGUGAAGCUUCGCAGCAACUGCAACAAGCCAUUGUGGAGGCAGUUGAGGGACCGUUGCAAGAGAAGUGGGUCGUCCUUCUGGUUGAUGCCUCAGCUGAGUCCCUUCUGCUCUUCGACCACCUCCUAGACUCCCUCCAUGGCGGACAUCGCCCACGACCACUACUUCUCCUGCGUCCAGGACCUGACUGGCAAGAUCACCUGCCUCCACCAUCUGUCCUCACUGGCCGGUGUGCAGUUCUCUUAGUGACGGCCAGCUGGCCCAGCUGGCUGGCAGAGGCUGGAGACAAGUGGACCCCAGCCAUGAUACUUGUCAUAAACGUCAACUCCUCGUGGGACGCCGCCCACCUGAUGAAGUGGCCUCAGCUGCAACUCUCCCCCUCCCUCACCCUCAUGGAGGCCUCUUACAGUAAAUGGUCCUUCACGCCCCUCGUGUAUACAUCACGUCCACUUUCCAGGGACUGCCAGGGUCAUCGACUCACCAAGGACCUUCUGGGAGUGUGGGAUGUGGCCGUCUUCUCCAAGGAGAAUCGUCUCUUUCCUGAUCGCUUCCACACAUUCGACGGAGAGGUCCUCCAUGUUGCCUCAGACUUGGACGACUACCCACUGAUUUAUGAGGACGGAGACAAUGUGGACGGCACCAGCAUCAGGAUCUUAAGGAGUUUAGGCUCGUGGCUCAACUUUACCUUCACCACCACACAACAGGCCGAGGACGGCAAAUGGGGAGAACUGGAGAACGGAACUUGGAACGGACUGCUGGGGGAAGUGUACCGCUCCACCAAGAACAUCACUGUCAACUACUUCACCGUGGUGUACGACCGUCUGCAGGACUUCGACCACACCACCACCUACUUUUACGAGGGUUUUGGCUUCGCCCUAAGGAUCCCCCCGCCACUGCCUGCCUGGAUGAGCCUUCUCUAUCCCUUCACUCCCGUACUGUGGGCAUGUGUUGGUAGCGCCCUGCUGCUGACCACGCCCACACUGUACUUCUUAACCCGUGCUGCCUCACAUAACAGGGCGUCCAUACAAGAUGCAGCCAUUACAGUCUUUAGGAGUCUGGUGCGACAAAGCUCCCCCAGGGUGCCAGAGGUGGGGGCGGUGCGACUCCUGCUGGCACCUUGGUGGGUAGGCUGUCUCAUCCUGGUGGUGACUUACACGUGUAACCUGAUAGCUGUGUUGACCGUGCCUGUGUUCCCGUCCACCAUCUCCACUAUUGAGGGUCUCGCACUCAGCCAGUUCAGAAUGAGCAUGGUGGACUACGGAGAGUUCGUACCCGAGGCAUUGGCCACAUCCCAGGACCGCUACCUCAAGGCUCUGGGGGACCGGAUGGAUCUAGUCUUUAACCACAAAGAUGAUGAUGUCAGCUAUGGCGAGCUGCUGCAGCUGUGUCUCGACGGUGGCCAUGCCAUUACUGACACUUAUUCUUACCUGAGGAACCUGCUAGAGGAGGAUGUGAGGACAAGUGAGACGACAUACAUGUUGCGGGAACAGGUGUACUCAGGGGCGCUCGCCUUCUUCCUGCCUAAACACACACCUUGGCGACCCAGGCUGGACCAGGGCAUCCGCCGCUUGGUGGAGGCUGGACUCGUCAACAAGUGGUACUUUGAUAUCAUGGGCGAUGUCGCGACACCCGGAAGACAGUCAUCCAAGGGCGCUGCCAGCGAGAAGCCCCUGACACUCCCUAACCUGCAGGGGCCCUUCCUCCUCCUGUCCAUCGGCCUCCUGGCUGCCUUCCCCCUCUUCCUGGGAGAACUUGUCACCCAAUAAUAAGCCAAGGUUCAUGAACGAUUUGUAUGAAGUGUUGCCUAAGGUGACUACA
Molecule: messenger RNA, 2953 nt
Organism: Homarus americanus (American lobster)
Lineage: Eukaryota; Metazoa; Arthropoda; Malacostraca; Decapoda; Nephropidae
Product: glutamate receptor ionotropic, delta-1-like
Exons: 4
Coding region: 1018-2901 (627 amino acids)
Cellular component (GO): membrane
Molecular function (GO): glutamate-gated receptor activity
Source: RefSeq, a predicted model, not a curated record